AUGACGACCCUCACGAAACCCCACUAUGUCGAUUACAGGGCCAAUCUUGUGAUCAGACCGUACGUGCUGACGGGUGGGUCGUCCUACAUGUUCCGGCUUUCAGCGGUGGAUACCGCUUCCGGAGAAACAGCCUUCGAAUCGCACCGAUAUUGCUGCGCGUGCGGUCAUAUACACCUUUCAGGCUUUGCGGAAAUACAUUUUGAUGUGAACGCACCUCCGUCGGGGGGAUACGUCCAAGCAACCCCAAGGGCAGGGGUUGCAGCCAUUGACAUGUUUUCUCUGGAGGCUUUGCUAUGGGAAGACGACAUCGAAGAUCUUCCGUUGAAAGUUUCCUUCUUCUACGUCGCGGGUCAGCACCAAUUCGACCCUCUCCAGGACGAAACGGGAACACAGCGCAGCUUGUCGCUGUAUGAGGUGGAGUCUGUCGAGUGGAACGGGCCCCUGCCUGUAGGUUCGGCAGCUGACAACUACACGAUGACCAUCAUAGGUCACAUAUCUGAUAGUUACGGUGCCACAGAAACAUCAUUUUUUGAUGAGUCGGGAGAGACACUGCUCGUGCGUGUGACAGGGUGGGCGGCCUCUUCGAGCGGUUUGUCGCUGAUGAAUGAAUACACGGCUGCGGCUAGUGUCACGGAAGACAUUCCAGGGGAAACGACAUCGAUUGUCAGAGCGUUUGCCUCCCUGCUCAUCGUCGAGAUCAACAACAGUGCCGCGGCCACACCUACUGAGGAACAAGAAUUCCAGACCUUCGUAGCUACCAUGAUUAAUGCAACCGUGCGCGAGUCCACCGUGUUGGACUACUCGACGACAAUGGCCGGCGCAAUACUAGACACGAUGGUGGUUUUGUCGAGCAGCGAAAAGGCGUUGAACACGGAUUCGCAGGCGGCCAUACUGGCGUCUUCAGCGUCCAUCCUGAUCACAGCAGCCGGGGAAGGCUACUGGGACUCGGGCAUGUACACCCCUACGGUCGAGGUGUUGGACCAAGUGAUAGGGGCGUACGACGCGUCUUCAGACACCAUUGUCGGGAGCGGCGUAAUGGGCCAAGAUGCCGCGUCAAAUUUGAGGGCCAUCGUGCAGUCGAUGGUACUCCUCAUGGAGGCCGGAAUGGAAGACGGCGAAGGUGUGAUGACGAUCGAAAGUGAAUACGUGCAAGCGAGCUGUCUCGUCACUUCAAGCACGGGGAGCCUGAGUUUCGCCACCGGAACAUCAUCGGUGUCGUUCGAAGACGGCGUUAUUGCUUCUCCAUCAUCGCCAUCAACGAGGAGGCGGAUGACACCUGAAAUUGACGGGGGCUCGAAGUGCAAAUCGGGCGGAUGUGCCCGAUCGACAAGACGUAUGCCAAAAUCAUCCUCUCGUCGACUGAAUAGUGUGUCCUUGACAUCUACGUCAACGGUGGUGGUCACCAACCAGCUCUUCAAUGCCAAUGACCGACCGUCGGCUCUCGUCAACGGGGGUGUCACGCAGAUCAAAGUUUCGAGUACCAGUGACGGAGAGGACAUCGCGUUGGCAGGCCCGGUACAGCUGACAAUGAGGGCCUCAAUGGCAUCGACUGCUCAACUCCCGUCGUGCUUAUACUACAACGAGGAAACCGGCCGCUGGGAUUCAGAGGGCCUCGCUAUUGGCGCAGUUGCGGUCCCGACCAACGCGGGAGACAGCGCAGUGGAUGUCCUCGUGUCCUGUGUGACGUUUCACCUGUCGGACUUCGGUGUGGCAACCACGGAAAUCGAGCCCGUCUUCCAGCCGGUGACACUGGAGGCAGGCCUCAGUGUCGUCAGGGGAAAGGACAUCACCGUGUGGGGAUUUGUGCUGACGGUAGGUGCUCUGAUUCUUUUGGGCAUCGUCUGGAGCGUCUCGAGGAUGGCAGAUCAUCGUUCGAAAACGGCAGAAAUGCUUCAGACAAGAGCCUACGACCACUACAUCGAAACGGGACAUCCCCAGCGACUACCGACUUUGGAAGACAUCAAGGACUUGAGACAGACGCUAGAGAAGAAGCACAGGAAAAGGCGGAAAAAACGGGACGAGUCAUUUGUAAGAUACCUGAGGCGGAAGACAUUCCAACGAUUUCGGUCUUGGCUUCAAUUGAUGUGGGCACUGCUAAAGCAUGUGCUCUUCUUCCACCCUUGGGCUGGGAUAAUUGCUCCGUCUGGAACUCAUUUAACUCUCACCAGGGCGCAGGUGGGAAUAGUGACCGUACCGACAAAUGACUGCUUUACGCUCUAAGCGCGCCAUUGAGUACCUCUGCGUUCUCAUGGGUCUCGCAGUACCGUAGUGGUCACGGUCAGAGUUGCGGAUGCUACGAGGGGGCCACCAUUGCCCCAGAUACUAUCACCCAACUCUGCAGCACUUACAAGGAAAGAUGCAGCUAGAGUUCUACAUAAACGCGACUUGCUCUUUGCAAUGGGUUGCAUCGAUAUCAUACCCUUCUUUGUUUGGUUUGGCAGCUAUCGUUAGUGAUAUUCACACAAGUGAUGGUCAUCAUGAUGCUCUCCGCUGCCGUGUCGGGAAACGCCACAAGCCCGAAGGUUGAAUACGCUCAAAUUUUGGCCAGCUUAGCGGCGACGCUACCGGCCUCGAUUAUCGUUCCACGGGCGUUUGCUGCCUCGGCCACACCACCUCCUUCGGUCACCGCGAAACGCAAUUGGUUGCAGGUGGUCGCGGACACGAAAGGUAGAUCCCAAGCUUCGAAGUCAACCUCAUCAUCGGAAUACGGCUGCAAGUCAAGAUGGGUGCGCGAGUCAAAUUACUUUCUGGCAGCAGUGUACUUGGUGGUUGCAAGGAUAAGGGAAAGCAUUCCGCGCGGCAGGGUUUCACCUCCUCGGGACCCUGAUAUCGGGGACGUCCUUGCUCGGGGAACCGGGAUACUGCUGGCAGCACUGGUCCAGCUUGUGCUCAACAUCGUGUGUGGCUGUUUUUGCUUUGCCAUCGGUGCGGACCACGCCCUGGACAAAGCAUUGAGCGCCACCAUGGUCGGAAGCCAUGUUCAGAGCUUUCUGUUUUUAGAUGCAUUCUUCUCGAACAAG
Ectocarpus sp. CCAP 1310/34 is the source of this 3020-nucleotide messenger RNA. The record is from the annotation of a GenBank genome assembly. NCBI's taxonomy places the organism in Eukaryota, Phaeophyceae, Ectocarpales, Ectocarpaceae.